AGCUUUCGAACAGAAAAGAUAAUUUAAACUUAAAUUUUCAUCGCUUCUAAGCUGGACAUGUUACUUUCAAUAUAAAUAUCGCAAUCAUCUUGACGUGAAAAAUUGCUAACGCGUAAUAAUACCUUUAAAUUUUUAUUUACAAUUAUGGGAUUACCUUCACAUUAUAUAGUUUUAUAAAUUGAAGUAGGCUUUAUACAUUGACUUUUGGUAAAAAUCAUCAUUUGACAUUUACAUUAUUUUAUACUUUCAUUAUUUUAAAUUGAAAUUAUCACGCGGUAUGAAAUGCUGGAUAAAUUCUCAAGUGCACAGCUCGUUUGCAAAUUAUUACGCCGGGAGUACAACAAAACCAAACUAAACAUAAAUGUCAAAUAAAGCCUGCUAAUUAGAAAAAUGUUGUAUUUCUCGUUAGCGGAGUGUAUGAUUGCGUGUAGCAGCGUCCUACUCGUAGUGCUACUAUUAACCGAGAUCUUAGAUUGGACGCAAUUAUUCGGAUGGGUAGAAAACGAUUACCGUCCACCCGCUUUUUCAUUCGGUUACGCUUAUCAAAAUGGUCCUCAUACUUGGAAAGAUAUAUAUCCUGAAAGUGCCGGUAGCAAUCAAUCGCCUAUUAAUAUCGCCACCAGGCUCGCCGUAGUGGUGCAACCAUCUGAACCACUUCGAUGGAGCAAUUAUAAUAGCGGGCCUCUGUCGAUGACUAUCGCAAAUGAUGGCCAUACAGUGACACUCCGCGGAUUCUGGACCAGCACAGCAUGGCCGCAGCUUCGUGGAGGACCCUUAAACGAUACGUACGAUUUCUUUAAUGUUCUCUUCCAUUGGGGCCCGUCCAACGAAGAAGGUAGUGAACAUACUUUAGACUACGUUCGUUAUCCUAUGGAAUUGCAAAUCAUUCACGUGAAACAUGGAAUUAAAUCGCCAACGGAUGCAGUCGCACUAAAAGAAAAAGAUGGGAUAGUGAUUGCUUCGUUCUUUCUUCAGAUAAAUGACGCAGAUAAUCCUUAUUUGGAUCAUAUUGUAAGCAAUUUGUGGCGUAUUACCUGCCCUGGAUCUAAAGUUUACAUACCUCCUUUCCCAUUGGAAUGGAUUUUUGCUCCCUUUGAUAGAGAUUAUUAUACGUACAGCGGUUCUCUUAGCCAACCACCUUGCAGUGAAAUCGUCACGUGGAUCGUGCAGCAAGAACCAAUCGCUAUAUCCUCGUUGCAGGUAGAAAAGUUUCGAAAAAUCUGUUCAGUAGAAGGUCCGUUACUUUUAAAUUGUCGACCAGUGCAAUCGCUAAAUGAUCGUGAAGUUUACUUUUACGAAGAAAGUUUAUCGCGUAAUUAACAUAUAAUUAUUUUAUCAAAAUGUUUAA
Pogonomyrmex barbatus (red harvester ant) is the source of this 1348-nucleotide messenger RNA. Its product is annotated as carbonic anhydrase 1. Gene Ontology annotation, cellular component: cytoplasm. Lineage: Eukaryota; Metazoa; Arthropoda; Insecta; Hymenoptera; Formicidae. Gene Ontology annotation, molecular function: zinc ion binding; carbonate dehydratase activity. The record is from RefSeq and is a predicted model, not a curated record.